AUGGACACGGUUCGAUUAUUUCUUCAAACAAAAAGUUUUCGACGAUCAAAAGGAAGUUUAAAUUUAAAAACAGAUUGUUCACAAACAAUAUUAAAACAAGAUGAAGUAAAUAAUUCAAAUAAUAAUCUUUCAGUUGAUACUGAAGAUACUCAAAGUUCAUCAAGUGAAAAACUAUCUCUUGAAACAAUUAAAUCAUUUUUAUUAACACAUCCACCAUCAACUUCAAUUAUUUCAAAUUCUCCAUUAGUUCCUUUUGAACUUGAAACAUGUUCAGGAGUUGAAACAUCAUCAACAGAUCAUAGAAAAGAUAUAUUAAUAGCACCUAAUCUCUUCGAUUUAGUAUCAAAUGCACGUGCAUUUACAAAUAUUCGUUCGUCAAAACGUUGUCAAUCUUUUAAGUUAAAUAAUCAUUAUAAUAACAAUAAUAAUAAGGGAAGACAACGACGACCUUCAUCAUGGCCCGAUCAAAAUAUUUAUUAUGGAUCUCCAUUAAUGUCAUCACUUAGACGUACACAAUCUAAUCGAUACACAGAUAGAAUAAGAAAACAUCCAACGAAAACUAAAGCUACAACAGAAAAUUUGAAACGACGUAAUACUCAACCAUUUCAAUCAACAUAUCGUCAACGAAAUGAAGAAUUUCGAAAGAUUUUUAAAGAAUUACCAAAUGAUGAACGAUUAAUUGUUGAUUAUUCAUGUGCAUGGCAAAAAGAUAUAUUAGUUCAAGGUCGAAUGUAUUUAUCUCAAAAUUAUUUAUGUUUUUAUGCUAAUAUUCUUAAUUGGAAAACAAGUUUAUUUUUAAAACUUCAAGAUAUCAUUGGAAUAACACGUGAAAAAACGGCAAAAGUUAUUCCAAAUGCUAUUGAAAUAAAAUCAAAUAAAUUUGAAAAAUAUUUUUUUGCAAGUUUUGUAGCACGUGAUAAAACCUAUGCAUUAAUCCAUCGAAUAUGGCAAAAUUCAUUAAAGGAUCAACCAAUAUCUGCUCAACAAUUAUGGAUUAUGAUUCAUGAAAGUUAUGGAGAUGAUUUAGAUAUGACAACUGAUGAAGAAGAUACAUAUAAUAAACCAUCAUUAAAUUUAAUAUCUAAUAAAACAUCAUCAAAACAUCUGAUACAAUCAAUUGAUAAAUACGAUCGCAUAACACCAAAUUCUAUGCAGUCAAAAUGUUCACAACAAGAAGAUAAUCGUUCGAGUGGUUCAUCACAUGGUGAACAUCAUACAGAUGAUGAUGGUAUAAUUCCAAUUGGAGAAAAAGCAACAACAAAUACAAUUUUACGUCAACCUCAAUCAAUAUUAACUAAACAAGGUAUGAAGAGAAAUUCUGAAAAUCUCGAAGUAUGUUACCUAGCACAAUGUCCAUGUCAAUCACAUUUGGCAACUGAAUUAAUUAAUCGAACAUAUUCGAUGUCAGUCGACCGUCUUUUUGAUUAUAUAUUUGGCAAUAAUGAUUUUCUUGAUGCUUAUCGUGCAUCACGUCGCAUUAAAGAUUUUCAUGCAAGUGAGUGGCAAGUUAAUGAUGAAACAGGAAAACGCGAACGUCUCUGUACAUAUAAGGUCACUGUUGCAGCUGUCAUUGGGUCGACAACAAUUGUUUCAAAUGAAAAACAAAUUAUUGAUUGUGAAUUACAGAAAUCACAUUAUGUAUUAGAUACAGAAAUACGAAAUGAAGGAAUAAAAUAUGCAGAUUCAUUUUAUGUUGCAUGUCGUUAUUGCCUUAUACAAAUUGGAUCAAACAAAACGCAUUUAAAAGUCACUAGUGAAGUGAGAUAUGUUAAAAGUUUAAUGGCUAUUAUUAAAACAUUCAUCGAAAAAAAUGCCAUGGCUGCUCUUCAAGAUUCAUUUGCUGAUUUAAUGAAGCGCAUGGAUCAAGAAUCUUCCAAACGAUCACGAACUUUUAGUACUAGUAAAACUACUGAAAAAGAAAAAGUAAUACUAUCAAAAACAAGAACAUUGCGCCAACAACAAUCAGAUGAAUUAACUUCUUCCAUAAAUGAUUUAUCAAUAAACUCCCAACGAGAAGAAUCAAUUGAAGAUGAAAUUAGCUCAGAUGUUUCAGUACCAGACCGUUUGUUUUUUUCUAAAAAUGCAUUUUUACUAUUAUUUUGUCUAUUCACAAUGCUUCUUCUUCUUGUUAUAAAUAUAUUUUUAUGCGUAAAAUUGAAUCAAAUUGAUAAUAUGACAGAUAAUCUUAUAAAAAUGUAUCCAACAUGGCUACAAAGAUAUACAUAUCAACAAGAAGAUAAUGAAUGGUUAUCAUUAUUAAGAAGACAAGAAGAAUAUUAUCAAACUCAAAUAACUAAUCUUCAAUCAGUUUUAAUAACAACUCAUAAUGCCUUAAGAAACAUGGGUCGAAAAUAUUAUUGUGAUUAUUGUGAUAAAAGAUUACCAGCUGGUUUAAAUCAUCGAAAAAAUCAUAAUCGAGGAAUUCAACAUAUUAAUAAUAAAAGAACUUAUUAUCUUCAAUUUCAAGAUCUUGUUGAGAUAUUAUUGAAUGAACGAACAAAAAAAAUUUGUAAUAAAUGGAAUCAAAGUAAUUCAUGUCCUUUUGGUGAUAAUUGUAAAUAUUCACAUCGAUCAAAUUAUGAACUUAUUCAAUUAAUUGAACAAGAAAAACAAAAUUUAAACAAUCAAUUAAAUUUUGAUGUCCAUCGAUGGGUACAAAAGAAAUUACCCAAUGAAAUUCUCUUGCCUGAAUCUCUUACUUCAUAA
Molecule: messenger RNA, 2706 nt
Organism: Rotaria sp. Silwood2
Lineage: Eukaryota; Metazoa; Rotifera; Eurotatoria; Philodinida; Philodinidae
Source: the annotation of a GenBank genome assembly